GUCAUUUUUGCUCGAGUGUUUGGGCUCUUUUUCCUUAGUCGUCGGUGACAAGUUGAAUUGCAACGAACCCAGGCUUGGCCCGUUUACCGACAUCAUGGAGAAGUAUUUGAAGAUUGAGAAGAUUGGCGAGGGUACCUACGGUACCGUCUACAAGGCCAAGGUCAAGGCAACCGGCAACCUCGUGGCACUCAAGAAAAUCAAGCUCGAGGCCGAGGAAGAGGGCGUGCCUAGCACCGCCAUCCGCGAGAUUUCCCUCCUCAAGGAGCUCAGCCACCCCAACGUUGUCAGCCUGAUGGAGGUGAUUCACUCUGAGAACAAACUCUACCUUGUCUUUGAGUUCUUGGACCAAGACUUGAAGAAGCACAUCGACUCGCAGCGCAACGGCCUUUCCAUGGAGCUCAUCAAGUCCUACAUGCUUCAGCUCCUCAAGGGCAUCGACUUUUGCCAUGCUCGCCGCAUUCUGCACCGUGACCUCAAGCCCCAGAAUCUGCUCAUCAACCGCGAGGGCUUCAUUAAGCUGGCCGAUUUUGGCUUGGCUCGUGCCUUUGGCAUUCCCAUCCGUGCCUACACCCACGAGGUCGUGACCCUUUGGUACCGUGCUCCCGAAAUCUUGCUCGGCCAGCGCCAGUACGCUUGCCCUGUCGAUAUGUGGUCCAUCGGCUGCAUCUUCGCGGAGAUGGUCACUCGCCGCCCCCUCUUCCCCGGUGACUCUGAGAUCGACGAGCUCUUCCGUAUUUUCCGUGUCCUCGGCACCCCCACCGAGCAGACUUGGCCUGGUGUCUCCCAGCUUCCGGACUACAAGGAUUGCUUUCCUCGAUGGAGUGGUGAAGGUCUGGCCAGUCUCAUCCCUGGCCUUGAUGCCAUGGGCCUGGACCUGCUUCAAAAGAUGUUGCGCUACGAGCCUUCGCAGCGCAUCUCUGCCCGUCAGGCUCUGACACACCCUUGGUUUGACGGCUGUGCCAUGUAAACGCG
Monosiga brevicollis MX1 is the source of this 972-nucleotide messenger RNA. RefSeq lists its product as uncharacterized. Gene Ontology annotation, molecular function: cyclin binding; ATP binding; cyclin-dependent protein serine/threonine kinase activity. Gene Ontology annotation, biological process: G1/S transition of mitotic cell cycle; regulation of gene expression; protein phosphorylation. Lineage: Eukaryota; Choanoflagellata; Craspedida; Salpingoecidae. The transcript has 4 exons. The record is from RefSeq and is a predicted model, not a curated record. Gene Ontology annotation, cellular component: cytoplasm; cyclin-dependent protein kinase holoenzyme complex; nucleus. Bases 95 to 967 code for a protein of 290 amino acids.